CUCUAAACUGUCGAGCGCUAUGAGUGUGGCCCUUCCCCAUUGUAGGAUCUCUUCCCCCUUCUAGGCUGUCUUCCCUGUCUGUAAAAUGGAAACAGGGAAGGGAUGGGGUGCUGCCCUGACUGUGCCACUGGCCACCUCUUCAGCUUCUGAAGUCUGGGUGGGAAGGGCCAAGACCUUCCACUUUGAGUUCCCCAAGUUUCUGAAUAAUCACCAUCACAGAUGUGUCUGGCAGAGUCAAGUGGAGCUGGGGCACUGUGUGGUAUAAAAAAUUUAUAUUUAUCCCCAGUCUUUGUCUCCAGUUCCUGACACAUAACUCCUAAAGACACUAGAAUCUUGGUGGUGAUAAGAAUGUCUGUUUCAUGCUAAUGAGAUGACUGGGGGCUUGUAAACAGCUUCAGAAUGGGAACUAGUCCCCAGAAGGACCAAGGCAGGAUUCCAGGGUGGGAACUUUCACCUGGCCUCACUCCCAGGAGCUAAGGCUGGUGAUUAAGUUAAUUACCAGUGGUCAGUGAUCUCAUCCUUUCGUGCCUACAUAAUAAAACCCUAAAGUAGUUGGGGUUUAGAGAGCUUCCAAGCUAGUGAACACAUUUUGUUGCUCAGAGGGUGGCCAGCCCAGAGACGGCGUAGAAGCUGAGCAGCCCUUCUCCAUACCUUUGCCCUCUCGGUAUUCCUAGGUUGUAUCUUUUAUAAUAAACAAGUAAAGUACUUUCCUAAGUUCUGUGAGUUUUCUAGCCAGUUAUUGAACCUGAUGUGAGGGGUGUUGUGUGAACCCUGGAAUUUAUAGCUGCGUGGUCAGAAGUGCAAGUGACAGUCUGGAACUUGCAGGUAGUGUCUGAGGUGGGGGAAGUUCAUGGCACUGAGCCCUCAACCUGUAGGGUCUUUGCUAAUCCAGUAGUUCUCAUCAGAAUUGAAUUGACCUGAGUGUGAGAAAGCCCCACACUUUUGGUGUCAGAAGUGUUGUGAAUGAAAACAGUUUGCUCUUACACCUUACAUACUGGUGAAGUAUGGUGGCCAGAAUGUCCCAGGUGACUGACUGGUCUGUGUUUGGGACAGGCUCAGACUCUCAGUGAUGUGGGUGCACUUCUGCGGUGGGUGACUUCUCCCCACCCUCACCCCCCAGUGUCUGCAUGUUUCCAGAGGCCGUGAGAAUGCAGCUUACAGACCUCCUGCCACAAGGAGCUUUGCUGACAGAGGUUCAGCUCCUGUGCCCUGAAAUCAUCACUGCCAUCUCCUGCAAGGGGCCACCUCCUGGCCCUUAACACUAGGGCAGGCUUCUUCUGGGAGACCUGGACCCCUCUAAGGACCAGCUUUGGCUUGAGGACCCCCAGCGCCAUGGCCUUGCCCAGCCUUCCUUAACCUGCAUAACAGUCUGGGGCUCUGGGAGCCACUACUCUCCUGUGAGGUCAAAAGGUUGGGUACAUGUGGGUGGUCUCAGCCUCUCUGCCAACCUCCUCAUUUUCUCUCAAGCAGAUUUAUGUUUAGUCCCGUAUCCAUGGCUUCUGCUCCUCAGGGGAGCUGGACAAACAAGCAAGAUGCAGGUCUGCCCUCACUCACUUCCGCCCUGGGCGCUGUUGGGCCAGCCCCAAGUCAAGUCUGGAAGCUGCUUUGAGAGUCCCCUGAGGACCUGGGCAUUCCCUCCUGCUGUCCUGUUGAGCCUGGUUCUUCUGUCUGCCCGCUUCCUAGAUCCACUGUCCACCCAUGAUGAGGUGGCCACCCUGCUCCCGCACCCUGCUGGGGGUCUGCACCCUCCUCUCCUUGGCCCUCCUGGGGCACAUCCUGCUUCAUGACUUGGAGGUGGUCCCCCGAGAACUACGAGGCUUCUCCCAAGAUGAGAUUCACCAAGCUUGCCAGCCAGGAGCCAGCAGCCCAGAAUGCCGUGGCAGCCCCAGGGCAGCGCCCACACAGUGCGAUCUGCCCCCCAACAGCCGCUUCGACUGCGCCCCAGACAAGGGCAUCACCCAGCAGCAAUGUGAGGCCCGCGGCUGCUGCUACGUGCCUGCAGAAUGGCCUCCGGAUGCCCAGAUGGGGCAGCCCUGGUGCUUCUUCCCUACCAGCUACCCCAGUUACAGGCUGGAGAACCUGACCUCCACUGAGACAGGGUACACGGCCACCCUGACCCGUGCCGUCCCGACCUUCUUCCCCAAGGACAUCAUGAUCUUGAAGCUGGACGUGUUGAUGGAGACCGAGAGCAGACUUCACUUCACGAUCAAAGAUCCUGCCAACAGACGCUAUGAGGUGCCCUUGGAGACCCCGCGUGUCAGCAGCCAGGCACCGUUCACACUCUACAGCGUGGAGUUCUCAGAGGAGCCCUUUGGGGUGGUCGUGCGGCGGAAGCUGGACGGACGGGUGCUGCUGAACACUACGGUGGCCCCCCUGUUCUUUGCGGACCAAUUUCUGCAGCUGUCCACCUCCCUGCCAUCCCACUACAUCACAGGCCUUGCCGAACACCUUGGGUCCCUGAUGCUCAGCACCAACUGGACCAAGAUCACCCUCUGGAACCGGGACAUCGCCCCUGAGCCCAACGUGAACCUGUACGGAUCUCACCCUUUCUACCUGGUCCUUGAGGAUGGCGGGUUGGCUCAUGGGGUCUUCCUGCUGAACAGCAAUGCCAUGGAUGUGGUCCUGCAGCCCAGCCCAGCCCUCAGCUGGAGAUCGACAGGCGGGAUCCUGGACGUGUACAUCUUCCUGGGCCCGGAGCCCAAGAGCGUGGUGCAGCAGUACCUGGAUGUUGUGGGCUACCCGUUCAUGCCGCCGUACUGGGGCCUGGGCUUCCACCUGUGCCGCUGGGGCUACUCCACCUCCGCCAUCACCCGCCAGGUCGUGGAGAACAUGACCAGGGCCUACUUCCCCCUGGACGUCCAGUGGAAUGACCUCGACUACAUGGAUGCCAGACGGGACUUCACUUUCAACAAGGACCACUUCGGGGACUUCCCGGCCAUGGUGCAGGAGCUCCACCAGGGUGGUCGGCGGUACAUCAUGAUCGUGGAUCCUGCCAUCAGCAGCUCAGGCCCUGCUGGGACCUACCGACCCUACGACGAGGGUCUGAGGCGGGGAGUCUUCAUCACCAAUGAGACUGGGCAGCCACUGAUUGGACAGGUGUGGCCCGGACUCACCGCCUUCCCCGACUUCACCAACCCCGAAGCUCUUGACUGGUGGCAGGACAUGGUGACCGAGUUCCACGCCCAAGUGCCUUUCGAUGGCAUGUGGAUCGAUAUGAACGAGCCAUCCAAUUUCGUGAGGGGCUCAGUGGAUGGCUGCCCAGACAACAGCCUGGAGAACCCACCCUACCUCCCAGGGGUGGUUGGUGGGACCCUCCGGGCAGCCACCAUCUGCGCCUCCAGCCACCAGUUCCUGUCCACGCACUACGACCUGCACAACCUGUAUGGCCUGACUGAAGCCUUAGCCUCCCACAGGGCCCUGGUGAAGGCUCGAGGGACGCGUCCCUUCGUGAUCUCUCGCUCAACCUUUGCCGGCCACGGCCGAUACUCUGGCCACUGGACAGGGGAUGUGUGGAGCAACUGGGAGCAGCUUUCCUACUCUGUGCCAGAAACCCUGCUUUUCAAUCUGCUGGGGGUGCCCCUGGUGGGGGCUGACAUCUGUGGCUUCCUGGGCAACACCUCAGAGGAGCUGUGUGUGCGUUGGACCCAGCUGGGGGCCUUCUACCCCUUCAUGCGGAACCACAAUGCCCUGAUCAGCCAGCCGCAGGAACCAUACAGGUUCAGCGAGACGGCGCAGCAAGCCAUGAGGAAGGCCUUCACCCUGCGCUACGUGCUGCUGCCCUAUCUCUACACGCUGUUCCACGGGGCUCACGUCAGAGGCGAGACGGUGGCCCGGCCCCUCUUCCUGGAGUUCCCUGAGGACCCCAGCACCUGGACUGUGGACCGCCAGCUCCUGUGGGGGGAAGCUCUGCUCAUCACCCCAGUGCUCGAGGCUGAGAAGGUUGAAGUCACUGGCUACUUCCCCCAGGGCACAUGGUACGACCUGCAGACGGUACCAAUGGAAGCCUUUGGCAGCCUCCCGCCUCCUGCACCCCUCACGUCUGUCAUCCACAGCAAGGGGCAGUGGGUGACGCUGUCUGCCCCGCUGGACACCAUCAACGUCCACCUCCGGGCCGGGCACAUCAUCCCUAUGCAGGGCCCUGCCCUCACGACCACCGAGUCCCGCAAGCAGCCCAUGGCCCUGGCUGUGGCCCUGACAGCCAGUGGGGAGGCCCAAGGGGAGCUGUUCUGGGACGACGGGGAGAGCCUGGGAGUGCUGGAUGGUGGGGACUACACGCAGCUCAUCUUCCUGGCCAAGAAUAACACCUUUGUAAACAAGCUGGUGCACAUGAGCAGUGAGGGGGCCAGCCUGCAGCUGAGGAACGUGACUGUCCUGGGGGUGGCCACAGCCCCGCAGCAGGUCCUCUGCAACAGCGUUCCUGUCUCCAACUUCACCUUCAACCCUGACACGGAGACUCUGGCCAUCCCUGUCUCGCUGACCAUGGGAGAGCAGUUUGUCAUCAAUUGGUCUUAACCCGGGGCCCAGCGGUGUGCUGCUCCUUCACAGACCUCCCAGUGGCCCAGCGCCUGCACCCUCAGUCGGCGGUGUAGGGGCCCUGGGUCAGAAGCGCCUGCCCCGAGUCACAUGGCACUGACGUCCUUGAACACCCAGAUCCGCUUGCGAGUCUGUCUCCCUGGCUCUGGGCCAGCAGCUUGUCUGAGUCUUCUGCCCAGAUGCCAGUCAGAUCAGUGCCCUGAGGGGUGCCCUGUAUUGGAAAUGUUUACUGAAGCUUGGCUCCUGUAGCCUGUCACUGCACUGUGUGUGCACUGUCAGCCACCACUGCCUGCCUAUGACGCAGAGCUGGUGCCUGGACAGGGUGGUACCUGCAUUGCAAGGCCCCCACCUCAGGAGGCCCUGCUGCUGGGACCCGAUGAAAGCACAGAACUGGGGGCUGCUGCAGCCUGCUUUCUGGGCUGCUGCCCCCAACUCAGCCGAGUUCACAGGACUCAGGGAACCCUCAAUCUGAAGUGCAGUUAUUUUCAAUAAAAGGAUGCACCUGAAGGUCUUGAUACAGAAGUAGGGCUCCAUCCUUGAUGGGCCCCUGAACACUUUCAGGCAGUGUGCAUGCUUCACUGUGUGCUCUCAGAGCAGCCCCCCACAGCCCACCGCUCACACCGCAGCACCCUCUCUCAGGUGACUGGAGAACAGCCAGCCAGGCCUGGUGUCAAUCACCUGAUGGGAGAUGCGCGCCCUCCCCAACCCUGCCCAAGGGCUCUGUGGACUAAAGCUGCUACGCCCACGCUUCCGUUCCCAGGUAACCACUGGUCUGCUUUUGGUCACUGUAAAUCAGUUUACGUUUUCUGGAAUUUUCUAAGAAUGGAAUCAUACAGCGAAUUGAGGGGGGGGGCUAUUAAUCCAACUGCUCUGAGAUUCAUCCAUGUAGUAUGUGUGCUUUUUCAUUGCCAAAUAGUUUGCCGUGGUAUGGAGGUGCCACAUGGUUUAUCAAAUUUUAAUGGCCUUAAGAGUGUUUUCAGCCUUUUACUGUUAGGAAUAAAGAUGUGGCCAGCAGUUGUGGACCAGUGUGAA
Capra hircus (goat) is the source of this 5565-nucleotide messenger RNA. It is a transcript of the gene GAA, whose product is annotated as glucosidase alpha, acid. Gene Ontology annotation, biological process: lysosome organization; glycogen catabolic process. Bases 1699 to 4512 code for a protein of 937 amino acids. Gene Ontology annotation, molecular function: alpha-1,4-glucosidase activity; carbohydrate binding. Lineage: Eukaryota; Metazoa; Chordata; Mammalia; Artiodactyla; Bovidae. The transcript has 20 exons. Gene Ontology annotation, cellular component: lysosomal membrane. The record is from RefSeq and is a predicted model, not a curated record.